GCAUACAUACUAAUUUCAUCCAGCACUUAAUUAGAUUGAGAUAUAGAAAUGGAAGACGUCUUGAUGUCUGAAGAUGGAACAGAAGAUGAAGAUGAUCAGAAGCAAAUACAAAGUGGUGAUACCAGGAAAAGUGAGAGGAAAAAAAGACCUCGUAUUUAUUAUUCUCCUGAACGGACAGAUGGCAAAAAGAGACGAAAUGGGAAAAGAAAUGGGAAUUCUGUUACUGGACCAAACAGAAAAUGUGAUUUGCUACCAAAUGGAGAACCAUUUAGUUGUGGUAGAUGUGGCUCCCCCUAUGUUGUUAACAAGAGAAGUAAGACAUCUCUGAAGAAUUGUCAUUCCAGACACCGCCCAUUGCCACACGAGUCCUUAGAUCCUCUCACAGGAAAAAAAAUAUUAAUAUGCAAUCAGUGCUAUCUUGUAUUUGUCAAAAAGAAAUCAAAGAAAACUUCUUGGGUCAAGAAACCUGAUCCGUCAGUAAAGGAGGAAUAUAUAAGGCAGUGUAAAGCCGAGGCCCUGGAGAUAGCUAACAGACUGAUGAGACCAGAAGCAAACAGGCUGUAUUGUCCAGAGUAUACAAAGGAACCCUGUGGCUGUAUUCAGAAAUAUAUUAGGAAUCAAGGAAACCCAGUCCAAGCAGAUCUGAGAGCUAAAGAGCUGUGUGAUUUACUUCAGAAGGCAACUGAACUUAGCAAGCUUAAAUGUUAUCAGCUACCCGAAUUAUGCAGUGAUGACAAACAAGUUAAGAAGAAUGCCAGAAAAAAAAUCUAUGUAGGACUAGGAAAUGGCCACAAGAGGUCUCGGGCUUUUGAAGUGUUUGUGUUGGAGAAGCGACAGUACCUGAGGGACGUGAUGAAGCUGUGUGAGAGGGGAAGUCAAAGAGUUCUCAUGUAUUCCAAUAAUUUCCUCCACAAAAGGUUAAAAACAGAGGAGGAUAGCUGUCGUUUAGUUAUGCAGAGAAACAAACGCACCAUGGGAUUGUUGACUGCUUUUGAAGAUUUCUCAAAAAAUAAAUGCUGUGUUGACUGUUGUGUCAAAAUGGCAGAUACUCAUCGCAGACUGCUGAUGGAUUGGAGAGAAAGAGCAAAGAAAAGUCAGUCAGAGGCAAGGAGGGUGAUAGCUGAAAUGUUGAUUCCUUCAGCUGGAUGUAGAAGGAAUUGCUACAGCUUUAUCAACAUGGUGACUGGCUCUUCUAGAGGGAUCAUCUCAAAGGUUAAUCAGCAAAUGUUGUGGACAGGAGGGGAUCGAGAGCCUCCAGAGCAUGGAUUGGUCAAAUAUAAGAGAACUCACAGCAGCAAGUCCAAAGUCCAUACUCACCCUGCCCAGAAACCAAAAGUGACUACAGCAAAUGUCUCUACAACUAUAAAACCAAGACUGGAGAUGAACAACACUUAUGUACAGCCAGACAGUGGAUUAGUUCAAGGAGCACCUCAUCCACAUGUCCAGACAUUUAAUACCCAAGAACCAAGACAAGCAGCAAUGACUAGUACUGAACCCCAACAACAACAACUACUUCAGCUACAACAGAUAUUUGAACAUCAGCAACAGCAGCUGAUACAACAACAGCUUUUACAACACACACUUCUUAAUGAAAAGAUGGAAAGCUCUACCACUCAGAAUGUCAUCACAAUUCAGCAGUUAAUGGACCAGAUGAGUGCCCAGGUGAUGAAUACACAGUUACAACUUCAGCAGUCUCUUCAACAGCUUAUUGGCAUGGGGACUCAGUCCAAUCAAUCAGCUGUUCCUACAUCAACUGUCAAUCAAAACAAAUUGUUAACUCAAGCAAAUCAACAUCAGAAGAACAGCCAACUGGAAAAUCCACAAAUUAUUCCAUUUUAUCCGAUGGCAGUCCAUUCAAAAAAUACGACUGAUCAAGAAAACAUGCAGGAAAUAUCUGCAGGUACCUUAAAUAGACAACAACCAACAGAGGAGCAUUCUCUCACAGGCCAGAGUCAGCAGCCAGUAUACAUCCAAGUAAACACAGCUGGCGGUCAAGGUACUUAUAUACAGGGAUUCCCUCAGAACCAGACAUCAACCAAUAACCAGGCCGGUGCUUUGGUGUACUCUAGUGAACAUUCCACAUUUAUUCCAUACAACCAGACCAGCAUUCAUUCUGGUAAUAGCACGCCCAGUGUUGUGACAAGUGGAAAUUUAUCUGUCAGUCAGACAGCCAACGGACAAAAUCAGACAGCAGCAAUGAGUAUGAAUUCUCUACACUUAAAUAGCAGAAAGCCUAAUACAAGCUCAGCUUUUGUAACUGUGUCCAAACCCUCAGUCCAUAUGGCUGCUAGCAACCAUAAUGUGGUUCAACCAUCACAAAUAACAAUUGUAUAUCCUGGGUGCAACACCUUUGUAAAGCAGUGUGUUCCACGAUCUAAGAGUUCUGUGGUAACUGAAACAGUAGCCAAUGUACCGAAGAAUGUUGCAAGUGUCCAAAGUCAUUCAAAAAGUCAGACUUUCUCAAUUGCUCCUUCUGCCAAACAUGUGAUUUCUCAAAAUGUGGGGAAACAAUCUUCUGUUAUCUCAACAAGUUCUGCAACUUUAAACACAACCAAUAGGUCCAAAGUAGGUGGAACUCCUCAACUUGUGCCAUCUGAGCAGACCCAGCAAAUGUUAAAUGAUUUGCCCCAAAGCUCAGACAAAGUGAUUCAAGUGCAUGCCAUUUCAGAUCCAAGCAUGCUUCUGAAACUUCUGGAGCAGACUCCUGGUCCUCAAACACAAACACCUGUUUCUGCUAAUCUACCAUGUUCAAAAUCGGUGCCUGUCUCCACAACAUUAAAUGUUCAUUCUGUCAAUGCAAGAAUGAAUUUUGUUACAAACGCUGGCCAGGAAAAUGCAGUAGUUCAAGGAAAUCCUACUCAAGUCAUACAGGUCUCGAAUGUUCAGACAGGCAUAAGUGGAAUGAACCAGCCAUCAACCCCUCCCUCCUACACCUAUAUAAUUAACCCCACUGUUCCCUCAGUGCAGCCUCUGUCUGUUGAUUUAGGUCAUCAAACAGUCGUAUCCCCAUCAAGUAUGGGCUCAAACACUCUAACAACACCUUCAGGUGCUGCUGACUUUGUAAAUCCUUCCACACUGGGAUUAGCUACUCCUAAUCCUCAAAAUUCACAACUGGUUGCCAUUGAUCCAAAUCUAUUAAUAAGACUUUGUCAACAGGCCUUUUCGUACCAAGCUCUGGACCCCAGCAAGGGCAAAGCCAAAAAAAUUCCUUGAAUUAAUAGUAAAUGAAAUUUUGAAUAGUUGUUUUAAACUUUGUUAUAUACAGUACAUAAUUAUUCAUUUAAUAAAUUGAAGUUUUGAUUCUA
Molecule: messenger RNA, 3305 nt
Organism: Saccostrea echinata
Lineage: Eukaryota; Metazoa; Mollusca; Bivalvia; Ostreida; Ostreidae
Exons: 13
Coding region: 49-3213 (1054 amino acids)
Source: RefSeq, a predicted model, not a curated record